AAAAUAUUUUCGUUUCUUUCAGAAUGUGAUCAAACAUUUGUGUCGCGUGCUGGAGGUCCGCAGAACGGAACUUUCACUGCGCCAUCAUUACAAAAUCCUACAAAUAUUUCGCGACAAUGCCUCUAUAUUUUCUUAGCCGGCCCAGGUCAGCGAGUUGAUGUCGUUUUUACAGCUUUUAAUUUAAGAGGAACACCACCAGAUGGAGCUGCUGUCGGAGAACUUCCAGGAUGCGGUCUCGAAUAUAUGGAUAUCUAUGCUGAAGUGCAGUCACCUGAUCCAGCCGAGCUCAUAAAUUCUCCAUUUGGUGGUCGUUAUUGUGGACCGAUUCCACCACGUCGUCGUGUUUCACUGUUUCGUGCAAUUGCACUCUCGUUCUAUACUGGCAAGAAUGAAACAUCACCAGAUUUGUUUGAAGGACCCGAGUAUGAAGUUGGUCAGCCAGUUAUGGGAUCUCCCUGUUCCUACGUAGUGAAUUUUGCCCAUAAACGUUCAGGUUUUCUAGUUUCACCAACGUAUCCCGGUGCCUAUCCGAAAGAUAUGUCGUGCACAUAUCAAUUCAUUGGCAAGCCAGGCCAAAGGGUUCGAAUCGAAUUUCGAGAUUUCGAUCUCUUUUAUGGUGGGCCACACUGUCCAUUUGAUAUUGUGCGUGUUCAUGAUGGUAUAGAUAACACUUCAGCCGUUAUUGGAACAUAUUGUGGCCAGCAGAGGAAUUUAGUGCUUUAUUCAAGUGAAUCAAAUCUCUUCAUUCACUUCUUCACACUGCAACGUACGGCAAAUACACAAAAUCGUGGCUUUAAAGGAAUCUUUGAAUUUAGCGAGAGCUUCGUAAAACUCGAUUUCAUUCGCGAAAACGAUGGCGUUCACAUUCGCGGCUCCGAAUGCGAUCAGAAAAUUCUAUCGAAAAAGGAAUCAACGGGUUAUGUUUAUUCGCCAAAUUAUCCAUUUCCCUACGUACCGAAAGUAGUUUGCAGAUAUUUUAUUUACGGCAUGCAGGAUGCACAAAAUCUUGAACGAGUGAAAUUAGAAUUUUCAAUAUUUGAUAUUCCAAAAGGUGAACACAAACCAAAAAGCGAUUCAAACUGCACCGAUGGAUACUUGAAAAUCUACUUGAAAGGCCAAGAGACAAUGGAUGCUUAUGACAAAUACGAUCACGAACUUUGUGGAACCGAAAAGCCGCAUCCAGUUAUAAGCGAAGGGCCACGAUUAGUGAUGGUCUUCAGCUCUGGAGAAUUACAAGGAAGAGGCUUCAAGGGAAAAUACACGUUUGAAACGGAAUAUAAGAUCCCAGGAACAGCAGCGCCAGAUGGGACAUGUAGCUUUACUUAUCGUAGCACAUCGAAGAAGAAAGGAGAAUUUAAUUCACCACGUUAUCCUUCCAACUAUCCAUCCGAUACAAAUUGUUCUUUCGUUUUCCUUGCGACACCCAACGAGCAAGUGACGAUAAUUUUCGAUCAUUUUAAAGUGAAAGCUGACAAUGCUAACACAACAGGUGGAGCAUAUGGAACAUCUGUUUGCUAUGAAGAUUGGCUUGAAAUGUAUGUGUUGUAUCGAGAUGGAACCGAUCGAUUCCUUGGUCGAUAUUGCGGUUUCACUGCCCCCGGUCCCGUCGAAAGCCCACGCGGUGCCGUGGGGAUUCGUGUUGUGUUGCACACAGAUCAAGAGAACGUCGCUAGCGGUUUUAAAGCUCGUUAUAUUUUCGAAGUAGCGAAAUCUGUUUUCGGAGAUUGCGGUGGCAACUUUACUGGUUUAGAUUCUGGAAUAAUAACGUCACCGGGUUAUCCUUCAAAUUAUGAAGGUCCUGGCAAAGGUCUUGCAUCAAAAUCCUGCAAUUGGUACAUCACAGCUCGAACGGGUUAUAAAAUUUUCCUUAAUUUUGAGCUAUUUGGUGUUGAAGGUGAUCCAGCAAGUCGAGGUUGUGCAGCUGCAGCUUUAAGGCUUUGGCUUCUUCCCGACUCUGACUUGCCACCACUUGAAAUGUGCGGUGAGAAAGCGUUGAACGAACAUUGGCAAUAUAUAACACAGGGACAAUCUGCUAGAGUAAGUUUCACUAGCGCUGAUAAAGCAAUCGGUGCACAGGGCUUCCGAAUCGUUUGGACUGAGGUUCAAGACUCUGGAACUGGACCGCCUUCAACACUAUCAUUAUUGUGCGAAUCCACUUACCAUUACCAAUGUCUUGUUUCUGGUUAUUGCAUAUCUGAACGUCUUCGUUGCGAUGGCAUCAAGAAUUGUGGUCCGGACGAUAAUAGCGAUGAAAUGCACUGCACAACCGAAACGCCAAAGGAAGAUCACGGGAUUCUGAUUAUCUCAGUGGUAGCCGUCGCCUCGUUCCUAACUUGUCUCCUAUGCACCCUUUGUCAUCGAAAAAGAAAACGUCGACACCAUAGGCAAUUACACCGAAAUGCGCAUUACGACUCAACAACAAGUGCUACUGGUCUAAAUUCAAGUAGACGCAACUUGCAAAGUAGUUUAUCAGGAAGUGUUCAUGGUAUCAGCACAGGGUCACUUAGAAUUCCUCCAGCACCUCCCGCACCAGCUAACCUCCCACCCCCACAUGUGUGUAUCAGUGGUGGAAUUAUAGACGACUUGCACGAUCCAAAUGACGAUAUGGAUGAUGAUGAUGACGAUGAUAAUGAUAAUGAAGAGUGCCAAAUACAUUUAAAUGACGAUAUGAACGGCAUGGGCGGCAUGAAUGUCAUGGAUGCGGAAUUGAAUAAUGAUCCGUUCAUUAGUAUAACAAGCACACUGAAUAAUGCAAACAACAAUGUUAAUCAUUACAUGAAUAUCAGUAGCACAAUAAAUCCCAAUGUCAACGGCAGCGCCAAUGAUUACUACCAGAACGUUAUGCAAUUGCAGAAUGGUGAAAGCGUAUAACAAUAAACUAACAUUAUUUAAAUUCAUUGUUUUAAAAGCAGAUUAAAUUCUCUCUCAACUUCUUUAAAAAUAAAACUGUGGGUAAACUAAGUUUUAGUUUAGAUUUAGAAAACAUAGCUGGGAGUAAAUAUGUGUUUUAUGAUUUGUCACGCAUAUUCUGACAAACUUGAAAGCGAAUGAAGAGAUUUUUAUCCUUUGAAUUUCUCUUGAUGGUAUCAGCUUUAAGUUAACACAUCCCAGAGUAGUUUUAGCUCAAAAAGUUUAAUGCUAUUAAGCAAUAAACAAAAUCUUGAGCUUGAAAUAACAUCACGAAACAUAAUUACAUCAAGAACAGAGAAAACACCACAAAGUAUCAGUAAAUAAAAUUUUUCAACAUUUGUAGGUAACUCAUUUUAAAUCUUUGCUCAAACAUUUGAAUUUUUGUUCCCUAUUUAAAUCUUUAUCUAGAAGAUGGAAGAACGAGAAAUAAAUUUUAUUAAGCUCAAGUUGAAGAUGGCUAAGAAAGAAUGAUAAUAUUUUAAUCUACCAAACACUGUGUCUAUUACUAUUUACUGUAUGAAAUCACUUAAUUUUCCUUCAACUUUGUAGUCGCAAAUAAAAUGAUAUCAUAAAGCAAAAAAAUUGAAACAUGCACAUUGUAGAGAAAAAAAGCUCAAAUCACAUAAGCAACAAACGAAGUAAAAAUAAAAGUGAGAUUAAACAACAAAGUAAAGUUUCCAAUCUCUUAAAGAGAUGAUGGGGGAGGUAUGAAGGGAAACAUUCCUGAAAGUACAUAUAGUCGCAAUAUGUAAUCAGAAAGUGUAAAGGAAAAACGUAAAAAAACAUCUUUUUAUCGAUUUUAUAAUCUCCCACAAUAGAUGAUGAAAAGAAAAAUGAAAUAAAAGAGAAGUCUCCAUUCUCAAAAAGGGUAGAAAAAACUUGACUCACAUAUGUUGUGAAGGCAAAAAAAUAUUGUUAACAUUAAAAUGCAGAAAAGUUACACGUAAACUAGGAAAACAAAACAUUUCUAUGCAUCUAAUAUUUUUUUCCGUUUUUUAAUGUGUGCUCGUAGAAAAAGAACAAAAAAUAGAAACAUUUUUAUAAAGAAAGACAAAAUUGAUUUUUGCAGGUAAAGUUGAAACAUUAAACGUAAACGUAUUUAUAACAUUUCCUUUUGUUCACUCAUAAAAGCAAACGAAUGGUAAGAAAAAAAUAUUACGCAUAAUUAUUAAUGCACAAAGAUAAUGAUUAUCAUCACACAAAUAUGCCCUAUAAGAGUCAUCCAUUAGAUGCAAAAAUAGUUAAGAGAACGAACAAAUCACAGAACAGAAAUCAUCAAUUAACAAUUUAAUGAAAUUUAUGUUUGAAAGUUUUUCAAGAAGAACACAUAAUUGAUGCCAUUGAAACCAGAAUAAUAAAUGAAAAACGAAAUCACUGCCUGAAGACAAACACACAAAUACAAAAACACAAGAAAAAAAACCAUGAAAUUUCAUUUAAGAGUAAAGAUUGGAAAGUAUUCAAUUUGCAAUCUUGGUCCACAUCCCCAAUAAUAUAUGAAAGAAUUUCUUUUCUUAUUCCAACCACUCUUUAAAAAAUUCAUUCUUGCUUUUAUAUUUUCGAAUCAAUAAAAAACCGCAAGAAUACCUUCCAAAGAAAGAAAAUUAAUCCAAAUAAAUUCUUCCCAUGAAACUUUUAACUUAUUUCGAAAACACAUUAAUGAAUUGCAAUUAACUGUAGUAGAUAAAUUAAUGGUGACAAGUCCCAAUUGUAAUUUUUAAAUAAAUGAUCUAGAGGUUCGUGAAGAAAAUGUAUGAGAAAAGUUUGAAGCGAUCUAUUGCUCUCUAAUGAAUGCAGCCUGGGAAAUGAAUCUCGUGUUUUUUUUGCUACAAUUUACAUCCAAUACAGGGAAAAUAGCAAAUUAAUUUCCGCUUUGAAGAAGCCCCGUUAACGAUGAUGUCAAUGUAUUAACAGCAUCGAGGACAAUUUCCUUUCAAACUUCUCUCAUAUAAUGAGAAAUACCAACAACAGCUAGCAUAAGAACUAGCAAAAGAACAUGUGUAUUAGAACAUUUUCAUUUAAGUUCAUAAUCAUUAGUAACGAUGGUGGAAAAGUAAUUUAAUUUUUAAAGCGUAACCUAAAAUGUAAUUCCUAAUGUUGUUUGUUAUAAUCCAAGAUAUUAAAAUCAAAUUAACGAAUGACGGAAAUGAAAAUUAACACUAUAAAUUAUCAGAUCACAAGAAGUAAGAGUUGGUGAGUUGUUGAAAAUUAAAUUCUAUGAAAACAUAAUAAAAAAUGUCAAGAAAGAAAAAUGUUAAGGAUAUUAGAGCUCAUUUUGAUAUUAAUGAUUUAAAAAUUAAUAAAUGAAAUAUGUAAUGAUUUAAUUGAAAACCACACAUAUUGAUGAAAUAAACGAGUUAACGGAGAA
Molecule: messenger RNA, 5275 nt
Organism: Clunio marinus
Lineage: Eukaryota; Metazoa; Arthropoda; Insecta; Diptera; Chironomidae
Source: the annotation of a GenBank genome assembly